AGAGUUCUCCUGGUGGUUGGAAUAGAUCUUAUUUUGAGUUGAAUAAAAGGUUUUUUAUGUGGAAUUAAUUGAAUGAAGGGUUUCUCAUGUGGUUAUUUGCAACGUAUUUUUUUGAAAAUAAUCAAUAUUUUUCAUUUCCGUGACCUUUUCCAAAAUUAUUCCGGCUGUUCGUUUUUCCUCUCCUUUUCAAUUUUAUCGCGUUACGAUGGAUUUCAAAUCGAUAUAUUUGUUAACAAUUUUUGUUGUAAAAGCUAUAAGCGCCACAAGGAAUAUUUCGAUUUUCGAAGCAUACCCUUUCAUAGCAUAUUUCAAUGCGAUUCAAUGCUCCCUAUUCCUAUUUUUCACCGUCAUCGUGCUCAUCACAACUGCCAUCAAUUUCUAUCAGACAACUCCGCCAAAGUUGAUUUUGAGCAGACCAAGUUUAUUCGAGUAUUAUAUUGUUGUUGGCGAAGAAGGCUCCUCGCAUACAAGAAGCGUCUACACGAAUCCUGAAACUGGAGCCAGAACCGAGACGACUGGUGCAAUGGAGAGCACUGCUUGUACUGGAACAGAAUCUGGAACUGCAACCGGAACAGGAACAGAAACAUUCAGUUAUUACAAUUCUUGAAUAAAAUUUUUGACUUUUUAAAAAAUU
Molecule: messenger RNA, 634 nt
Organism: Caenorhabditis elegans
Lineage: Eukaryota; Metazoa; Nematoda; Chromadorea; Rhabditida; Rhabditidae
Gene: Y81G3A.6
Exons: 3
Coding region: 206-607 (133 amino acids)
Source: RefSeq, marked reviewed